This is a messenger RNA of Zingiber officinale, 541 nucleotides long. RefSeq lists its product as uncharacterized. Gene Ontology annotation, biological process: intracellular protein transport; endoplasmic reticulum to Golgi vesicle-mediated transport. The coding region runs from base 18 to 401 and encodes 127 amino acids. Gene Ontology annotation, cellular component: endoplasmic reticulum; endoplasmic reticulum membrane. The record is from RefSeq and is a predicted model, not a curated record. The transcript has 2 exons. NCBI's taxonomy places the organism in Eukaryota, Viridiplantae, Streptophyta, Magnoliopsida, Zingiberales, Zingiberaceae.
GAAGUCGAUCGAGAGAGAUGAUCCAGCUUCUCUUCACCGUGCUGGCCGCGGAGGCCGCGCUGCUCUUCAGCACUACGCUCCGCAAGCUCGUCGUCAUGGGCGUCGACCACCUCAAGCGCGGCCGCGGUCCCGUGGUGGUCAAGACCGUGGCCGCCACGGCCCUGGUAGUCUUCUGUUCCAGCCUCUAUAGCAUGGCCAAGAUCAACCGCCGCUCCGUCGAGCACGGCACGCUCACGCCCACCGACCAGGUCCUUAUGAGCCGCAACCUGCUCGAAGCCACCCUCAUGGGUUUCAUUCUGUUCCUUGCGCUCGUAGUAGAUCGCCUUCAUCACUACGUUAGAGAAUUGCGUUGGCUGAGAACCAGCUUGGACUCUGCGACGAAGCACGACAGAGCAUUGUAACAAGAAACCAGCAGACUCUCCUAAAUUAGAUUGAUUAAUUUGUGUGGAAGAUCGACAAACACUUGUAAAUUUACUAGUAUAUCAGGCCAUUAACUAUCUAUUAUUCUAUUUUAGUUAGUGCCGUGAUCUAUAUAUGGUUG